GAGCGCUUCCUGAUAGCUGAAACCCGUAAUGAAUACGUGAAUCAUGCCUCGCAAAAACGAGCUUUCGGAAGCUUUACGAUCGCAAAUUGUUGAUCUGCACAAGGCUGGAAAAGGUUAUAAAAUAAUCGCACGCACUUUGGAUAUUCAUCGCUCCACAGUUAGGAAAAUUGUGUAUAAAUGGAAGCGAUUCAGUACUGUGGCUACUCUGCCGAGAAGUGGGCGCCCUACAAAGUCGUCUGCAAAGACAAAGAUCAGCGAGGUUGGUCAUGGCCCUAGUGAGCCAAAAGACAGAGGAGAUUCACACACUAAAAAGUUAAAAAGCGAGAGAGACUCUACCGCUGUCCGCAGUGAUGCACAGAUUAUAUAUUCCUGCUCAUCUGAUACUGAAGCUACAGAUGAUGAUCCUGUGGCUGGACGUGCGUCUGCUGGACCAUCAAAUAAUAGAGGACGAGGAGUAGGCCUUAAAAAGCAGCGAGGAAAGGCUACUGCUGUUUCAUCUAAUGACGAGACUACAGAACAAGACAGAGACUUUAACACCACCCACAAGGAUGUAGAGAUUAAACAUUCCUACUCAUCUGAUACUGAAGCAACAGAUGAAGAGAAUACGGCUGGACCGUCAGAUAUCAGAGGAGGAAGUUCAGACCAUAAAAUGGUUAUUAUGAAAGAUAACACCAUCUGUAGUGAUGGCAACACAGAUUCCUACUCAUCUGAUGAAGAUGAAGAUGAAGACCCUAUGGCCAGUCAUCUGUCAGCUGGAAUAGCAGAGAGCAGAGGAGGAAAUCCGGACCAUGAAAUGCACCAAGGAGCAACCAACUUUGCUUCAUCUGAUGAUGAAACUACAGAAGAAGAUCCAACAGAGCAGUUUUUCUGUGGAGAGAAGAAGAUAUAUGCUGGUUCCUCAGUCACAAUGGGAGCCCUCCUCCUGCUCCUCCUGGCGUUCAUUUUGAAGCACGGCUUGUCAAAAGCAGCAGCCAGAGAUCUCCUGCACCUCCUAAACUUGGUGGUACCCGGAUGUGUUCCAAAGUCGCUUCGUUUUUUAAAAAAGCAUUCGACAGAUUACAAUGGAAAGACAGAGAUUCACUUUUAUUGCCCCAGGUGUACAAACUACCUUGGUGUGGAUCCCGGUAAUGAGUGUAGCGUGUGCCAGCAGAGCUUGAACAGAAAAUAUCUGAUCUUGAAGGCUUACUACUUCCUUGUAAUGCCGCUAGAAAUUCAGCUAAGAAACCUCCUUGCACGCGUCCACUCCAAGCUUGGGAAGCAUUUCACGAGGGAUGAUUCCUUUUCUGAUGUCCACACUGGAAAUGAAUACAAGAGUGAAAGACAAGAUGGCAGUAUUACACUCACCUUCAACUGCGAUGGCUCGCCCGUCUUCAGCUCCUCAAAAUACUCCAUCUGGCCCAUCCUGUGUACCAUCAAUGAACUACCGUACGUGGAACGGUGCAAAAACGUUCUGUUGCACACUUUAUGGUUUGGCAAAGGAAAACCACAAGUUCAGAGUUUUUUGACUCCGUUCAUUAAUGAGCUUCAGAAACUGUCUACUGCAGGGUUCUGUUGGAGAGAUGAGAUCGGCUCGGAGCAUCACACCACGGUAACAGUUAAAAUAUGCACAUGUGAUGCGAUAGCAAGAGCAAUGGUGCAGAACUUUGAGCCGUUUAACAAAGAAUUUGGUUGUGGUUUUUGCUACCACAAAGGUGAGAUGGUUAUAAAGGGCAGGGCUUUUACCAGAGUUUACCCGAUACAGAUGGACGGCUGUGAUCUGAGACACAUGCCUGAAACAGUGCAACUUGCUGAGUUAGUGAUGGGAAAUAGUUAUGACCAGAGUCAAAUGGGGGUUAAAGGUCCAAGUCUCCUGUUUCUUUUGCCGUCAUUUGACAUUAUCAAAGGCUUUGUUCCAGAUUACAUGCACUGUUUUUGUCUGGGCGUUGUCCGUCAGUUUGUCAAUCUGUGGUUCGACCCGCUUUAUGCCAGCAAGGACUUCCAUUUGACAGAUAAGCAUUUAAACGAUCUAGACAGAGCCUUGUGUGAGAUCCAGCCACCAAAUGAAAUCAGCCAAAGUCCCAGGAGCCUCAGUGAGAGGAUGCAUUGGAAAGCUUGUGAGUGGAGAGCAUUUGCUCUCCUCUAUUCUCCUGUAAUACUGAGGAAUGUUUUACCAGCAGUCUACUACAAGCACUGGAUGCUUCUUCCUUGUGCCCUUCACGUCCUCCUCUCCCACUUUGCCACUCAGGAUGAGCUCAACUGUGCAGAGUUGUGUCUGGUUCAGUUUGUAGCACAGAUACCGUCUCUCUAUGGACUUGAGCAUUGUUCGUACGACUGCCAUUUGUUGACGCAUCUUACAGAAGGUGUCCGGAACUGGGGGCUUUUGUGGGCCAAUUCAGUGUUUGUUUUUCAAGACAUGAACAGCAGACUGUUGCAGAUGUACUCUGGUACGCAGUCAAUUUCAUUACAGAUUUUCAAGAAUUUCUUUUCAUAUGAGAAAAUAAUAAGGCAAGGAAGUGCUACCCUUCAGGACGCCAGCACAGAAAUCAAAGACUUCUUCUGUUCCAUGACAAGUUGUGAUCGUUUUACAAAGUCAUUAAAUUACAUUGGAGAAGAUUUAGUGAUUCUGGGAAGUGGCUCUCAGAGAGUUUUGACACCAAGAGAAAUUGCAGCAUUGCAGAAGAAUGAAACACUCUCGUGGUGCCAGCCACAUCGUGACAGUGUAACCGAAUAUAAGCGUUGUGUUUAUAAGAACAUACUGGUUACUAGUUUGGAGUGCAGUGGCACAUUAAAAAGAAACAAUUCAGUAAUAGAGACGAGCAGUUGCUUUGCCGUGGUGGAGUCCUUGGUCGUUGUACCGAAACCCUGCAGCUGUGAAGGAAGCCCCGGCUGCUCCUGCAGAGAACUGGUCUUUUUCUGCAAGCAGCUGCAGCGACUAACCAGACAGCCAACUAUCCACAACACACAGAUCAACACAAACAUCGCCAAAUUUCUUGUAAAAGUGAGGAACUCAAAUGAACUGUGUGCAAUAACAUGCCAGGACAUUGUUUCUAAAUGUUUCAUGAUUGAAUACGUGGGUCAGUUAUAUGUCAUGAGAAUGCCUGUGAUUGAGACACAUUAAAAGUCUGUCAUUUAUGAUUUAUGUCAGACCUCUGUGGGCUUGGGUUGGGAAUGUUGGAAAUGUUCCAACCAACCAUCAUCACUUUGACAACCGUCAUUAAAUCAGAUAACUCAAAUAACAAAACAUGCUGUCCAUUUUCCAACAGGUGAUACGUCCAACACAACCCUACCAUGGGCAGUACCGAAACAUGCAAUAAGCACAGCUUCUGUAUUGCAUUACUUUAUGCUCUUAUUGCAGCAGCGGGACAAAGUGCAUUAAAAUUUAUUAUUAUCUUUUUCAGUUGUGCAGUGUUCUUGUUGUACAUUAAAGUGCACCUGUACAUAUGUUUUGUAUGUAGCAGAAACUACCAGUGAAGGUCCUUCAAUUUUGUGUUUGUUUUGUAUUCAACAUCAAAUUGUUAAUAUCAGCUUUGAUUAAAAACUCGAAUCUUUGAAAAAUUGC
Messenger RNA from Oreochromis aureus, 3538 nucleotides. RefSeq lists its product as uncharacterized. The record is from RefSeq and is a predicted model, not a curated record. NCBI's taxonomy places the organism in Eukaryota, Metazoa, Chordata, Actinopteri, Cichliformes, Cichlidae. The transcript is spliced from 11 exons. The coding region runs from base 44 to 3097 and encodes 1017 amino acids.